GCUGGCCCAUGUCGUGCCAGCCCAAACAUGGCACAACGGCCAGUUACAUCGCAUCCCUUCGCUGCCCUGAGCUGGAUCAGUAACCGAAUAGCCGUCGUCUAGGAUUAUUCCGGUUGGGCCUGGAACAAUUGAGCUUGACCCGAAAUCAAUCGACCUCUCCGUUGGCCUCUGUGUCAGAUAUAUCAACUAUUGGCGCCAAAAGGCGCUCAUUUGCCAGCGCCCGGUGAGCCGCACGAAAAGAGAGAACGAGAUAUGGAUCCAUGGAAGCUUCCCAUAUCGUCGGCGAUCCAGAGGAAGAGGCUACUAUCACAAAGCUACACCUCCCACGCUUCUGCCUCUCCGUCAGAUCUUGCUUGCGCUGACAGAGCCUCCGAUGUUAUUUACCUCCUAUUGAUUGAACCUCAAGUGAUAACAUCUAAAUUUAGUGUUUUCUCUUUUUUGUUUGUGAUAGGUGCACAGAAUGCCUGGGAUAUUCUUCUGGAAGAGGAAUCAAUGACCCGCAUUACCACAUCUUGUGCAGAACUUGACAAAAUUCUUGGUGGAGGAAUAAGCUGCAAAGAAGUUACAGAAAUUGGUGGCGUACCAGGCAUUGGUAAAACACAGCUCGGGAUUCAACUUGCCGUCAAUGUUCAGAUUCCAUCCUAUUAUGGUGGUCUUGGGGGAAAAGCCAUCUAUAUAGAUACGGAAGGAAGUUUCAUGGUGGAACGCGUACUACAAAUUGCUGAAGCAUGCACAGAGGACAUGACAGAAUAUGGGAGGUUCUUAGGCAAAAGUAUUCAAGCUCGCCAAGUGGAGAUGGGACCCAAGGAUUUCCUGGAGAACAUAUACUACUUCCGUGUCUGCAGUUACACGGAGCAAAUUGGGUUGGAAAAUUACCUGGACAAGUUUAUCUCAGAGCACCGAGAUGUUAAGAUCGUUGUCAUAGACAGUGUUGCUUUCCAGUUCCGUCAAGAUUUUGAUGACUUAGCUCAGAGAACGAGGGUACUUAGUGCAAUGGCAUUGAAGCUGAUGAAACUUGCCAAAAAGUUCAGCUUAGCGGUUGUUUUGCUGAAUCAGGUGACGACGAAAGUCAUAGAAAGUUCAUUCCAAUUAGCUCUUGCACUAGGUGAUAGCUGGUCACAUUCUUGUACCAAUCGCCUAAUCCUUUACUGGAACGGGGAAGAAAGGUAUGCCUACAUCGACAAGUCACCUUCUCUGAGGUCAGCAUCAGCUCCAUAUUCUGUCACCAGCAGAGGAAUCCGGAAUUCCUCUUCCAACAGCUAGCGUACUAGGUCAAUGUGAUGUUUACUUCUUACGCGCUUCUUUUGGUGGUGUUGAGACUGAAGUAAUAGAAAUGGCCCUUCAAUUUUCAUUUUGGCUUAAACAGCUUCCAGGUAAGGAAGGUGUUACGAGCAAGGAGCCUAUUUCUAGGUGCCUUCGUUUUGCUUUGCCUGUUUGGUUUCCUCAUGGGGUGAUUCGUUAAUUGUUACCGUUACCCCAAACAUGGUAUCCAGAAUUAUUUAUGUACUGUAAGUGGGGCAAGCAGCCCCUCUACAAAUAUAAUAUGGGUAGUUUGGACAGAGUGUUUUGAAUGAGUUAUUUUGGCCCAAAUAACUUAUUAAUAA
Molecule: messenger RNA, 1604 nt
Organism: Linum tenue
Lineage: Eukaryota; Viridiplantae; Streptophyta; Magnoliopsida; Malpighiales; Linaceae
Source: the annotation of a GenBank genome assembly